Penicillium taxi is the source of this 1701-nucleotide messenger RNA. Its product is annotated as PIN and XPG domain-containing protein. The coding region runs from base 1 to 1701 and encodes 566 amino acids. The transcript is spliced from 2 exons. The record is from RefSeq and is a predicted model, not a curated record. Lineage: Eukaryota; Fungi; Ascomycota; Eurotiomycetes; Eurotiales; Aspergillaceae.
AUGGGGAUUCCUCAUUUGACUAAACAUCUGCUCCCAUAUGGAAAAACUGCUGUUCUAAGCGGGAAUCAAAAUCAAGAGCUUUCUCACGUAUCGUCAGUGGUCAUUGAUGGUCCUAGUCUGGUAUACUACGUGUAUGAUCGGCUUUUAGCUUGGACAAAUCUGGAAAUCGACGUGUUGGAUAUCCAGCCAUCAUGCGACGAGGUUAGUCGUGGAUUUGUGAGUUAUUUGCUAGAAUUGGCCUAUCUUGGGGUCGAAAUACACCAGAUAUGUUUCGAUGGUGCAUUGCCUCUAUCUAAACGGCAAACUCGAUUAGCCCGAGUGGAAAAGUCCCGACGACGAUUAGAAUCGUUUCGUCGGAGAAAUCCCUUCUCGGUGAGAAAAUACUGCAAGGAGACCGUCAUUUGGCCCACGCAGAUUUGGAAAGACCAAAAUUUGCCUUCACGGCGAAGAAUUGUACCCGAAAAUCCAUUCAUGGUCUCUGCAGUUUUUGAAGAUCUGAAGUUCCGAUGGGACAGAAAGACAGUACAGAAAGAAGUCCCGGGUACUACCGUGCUCUUUGAAAAGGAUUAUCCCUGGGCUGAUAUCACCAUCAUGGCUCCCGGGGAGGCAGAUGUCGACUGUGCUCAGGUCGCAAGGCUCAAGCGCUCUACCGUGCUCACCAAUGAUUCAGACCUCUUAAUUCACAACCUAGGGCCUGAAGGUACAGUGAUCUUACUCAACUCCUUACAAUUCAUAGAGAACACGGCAGAUAUAUCAAAAUCCGAGAUUCGUGGGUUGAUAUUACAUCCGGCUGAACUCCCUAGUAAACUCGGCAUUGUGAAUCUUCAAAGAUUUGCCUAUGAGUUGACCAUGAAUCAUUUUCUGGGGGUUUCGGAACUGAUUCAUCGCUGUAAAGAAGAUCCUGAUGUCAAAGAUGAACCAGCCGAAUACGCUGAAUUUCUCCAAGAAUACCUAGUCAGCGAUGAUCUGCCCACGACAAGCCCAGGAUUCUCUUCACUUUCGCUAGACCCUCGAAUAUCCGAACUCUUCUGGCAGUUUGAGCUGCCUAGUGUAUAUUGCCAGACAGAUGAUCAGCCACAUGUCUACCUAGGUAUUCAAUACGAGGAUCCUACUAGGAGAUGUGCUUGGGAACAGGGAAGGUCACAUAGGGCCCUUGGGUAUUCUCUUUUCAAUCUUUCCCGACGAGUAAGGAGUCAAUUUGCAGCCAUUAAGGAAUUUGUACGCAGGGGAGAACGAAUUGUGGCUGAGCAAGUCACGCUCAGUAGCUCAAGAAAAGCGUAUUCAGAUUUGGAUUCUCUUCAGAAGGAUAUCAACCAUGCGGAAAUGGUGUUUGGAAGUAAGCAAAAGCCGAGUUUUUGGAUAUUAUUUGCCCUAUCUGAAAUUUACCGGGAAUCCUCCAAUGCGACAACUAUUCCCAACGCUUUGCUGUUGGAACACUUUCUGAGGUACGGGCAUAUGGGCAAAAAAACAGAAUGGGCAGAUAUCCAGCUUAUGGCCCAGAUCCAGGCGGUACUAUAUUCUCUACGAAUACUGAGGCAACUCCUUGAUGUCACAGACCUCGAUAUCUCACAACAUUACCGGCUGAUCCUCAAAGAUCUGCCACCCUUGCAUUUUCUAAUGACAUCUCGUCAUAUGAUGUCCCAGUACUUCCUCGACAUUAAUUCUACCAGAAGUGCAGUACAUGCACUGGCUAAAGAAUGA